GCACGUGACUUUUAACGAGCGGCUCAGGCUUAGAAUUUGUCAGUUGCACUUUGCGGUUUGUUCGGGAGUGUCAAAAUACGCAAUUUUACUUAAAUUUGUUCAACAAAAAAUUAGUUUUUUACUGUGGUCCAUGAAAAUGGAGGAGCAAGCUGUAGUGUUGGAGAAGGUGUCAUGGUCUAUAGACAUGAAACAACGAUUCGACGAUGAACUGUGCAAAAUUCGAGUUAAUGCUGCAAAAAACAGUAUUUUCUUAACCGAAACUACUUACCAGAAGUUAAUAAAUGAUGUACAAAAAGCCAAAAUGACUACUAAGAAGGAACCCAGGGACUAUUGGUUGCUGAAUCGCUAUGAUGUGAUGAUUGUAGAAAACAAAAGUAAACUCAUUUAUCCUGUUAAAGAAGGCGUCAGUACUAUACAGUAUUACGUCACGGACUCAGAGUUAUUUCACGUACUUCAUGAAGCUCAUUUGGCUAUUGGACACGGAGGACGUGAUAGAAUGUUGAAAGAACUUUCAAUCAAAUACAAAAAUGUUACACGUCAUGAUAUUGAACUGUACAUCCACCUUUGUGAACCUUGCCAGAAAAAACAGAAAGGUAUUAAAAAGGGCAUUGUUGUGAAACCUAUGAUUUUUUCCGAAUUUAAUUCCCGUUGUCAAGUAGAUCUUAUUGACUUUCAGUCUCAGCCAGAUAGAGAAUACAAAUUUAUUAUGGUGUACCAAGAUCAUCUCACAAAAUUUGUGAUUUUUAAGUCUCUAAUGUCAAAAAGAGCUGAAGAAGUAGCCUAUAACCUAGUGGACAUAUUCUCAUUACUUGGAGCACCAUCUAUAUUACAGUCUGACAAUGAUAGGGAAUUUGCCAAUAAUGUGGUGACCAGCUUGAAGAAGUUUUGGCCAGCACUGAAGAUCGUCCAUGGGAAGCCUCGCCAUUCACAAAGCCAGGGUAGUGUCGAAAGAGCUAAUCAAGAUAUCGAAAAUAUGCUCUGUACUUGGAUGCAGGACAACAAAUCUGACCACUGGAGUGAAGGACUACAUUUCAUUCAAUUUAUGAAAAACAGAGCUUAUCAUUCUGGGAUCAAAAGAACACCAUACGACGCUCUUUUUGGCUGCAAACCUGAAGUAGGGCUUACAUCGUCUUUUCUACCAGAAGAUGUUUUAAAAGACAUAAAUACAGAGGAGAAGCUAGAAAAAGUAAUAGAAAGCAUCAAAACAAUGGAAAAAGAUGAAACUAAUCAGAUUAUGCAAGAAAAAGAGUCAGUUUUAAAAAACAUGAUGAGAUUAUAGUCGUUAAUGGAUUAAACCAACAUGAUGAAGACAUGCUUACCAAAGAGAUUUCCGUUUUUGAUACCUGUUGUGUGUGUUUAAAGGAAACAAGUGAUGCAUUAUCAUGCAAAAAAAUGUUGUCAAAAAAUUCAUACCUUCUGUGGCCAUGCUAGUAAAGAUGAUGAAUUGGAUAUUUUGUGCACCCUUUGUUUCAAAACUGAAAAUGCUAUUGAAGGUAAA
This is a messenger RNA of Centruroides sculpturatus (bark scorpion), 1498 nucleotides long. RefSeq names its product KRAB-A domain-containing protein 2-like. Lineage: Eukaryota; Metazoa; Arthropoda; Arachnida; Scorpiones; Buthidae. The record is from RefSeq and is a predicted model, not a curated record. The coding region runs from base 131 to 1279 and encodes 382 amino acids. The transcript has a single exon. Gene Ontology annotation, molecular function: nucleic acid binding. Gene Ontology annotation, biological process: DNA integration.